AUGUCUGGAUUCAAGGCCGGUGACAGCUUCCCUGAAGACGUUGUCUUCUCCUACAUCCCCUGGUCCGAGGACAAGGGCGAGAUCACCUCCUGCGGUAUCCCCAUCAACUACUACGCCAGCAAGGAGUGGGCCAACAAGAAGGUCAUCCUCUUCGCCCUCCCCGGUGCCUUCACCCCGGUCUGCUCCGCUCGGCACGUUCCCGAAUACAUUGAGCGCCUCCCUGAGAUCCGCGAGAAGGGUGUCGAUGUUGUUGCUGUCCUUGCCUACAACGAUGCCUACGUCAUGAGCGCCUGGGGCAAGGCCAACCAGGUCACUAACGAUGACAUUCUCUUCCUCUCCGACCCCGAGGCCAGGUUCUCCAAGAGCGUCGGCUGGGCUGACGAGGAGGGCCGCACCAAGCGCUUCGCUAUCGUCAUCGACCACGGCAAGGUCACCUACGCCGCUCUCGAGCCCUCCAAGAACCACCUCGAGUUCUCCAGCGCCGAGGCCGUCAUCAAGCACCUGUAA
This is a messenger RNA of Aspergillus calidoustus, 507 nucleotides long. Lineage: Eukaryota; Fungi; Ascomycota; Eurotiomycetes; Eurotiales; Aspergillaceae. The record is from the annotation of a GenBank genome assembly.